GUUUCGUCGAUAGUAUAGCGUGAUACGAUACUCGAUAAACACAUGGGUAGAAAAUUGCAUAAAAGACCAGCAAAAAGGCUAAAAGCCAAAAGGAUUACUAAACAAUUGGAUGAAAUAUUUGAAGAUGUUAAAGAAGAAAAUCGUCAGAAGCUUGAAAAUCAGGCAGUUGAUUACGACUUGCCGGGAAAUGCGCAAUUUUAUUGCGUAGAGUGUGCGAAAUAUUGUAUAUCUGAAAAAGCACUUGAGGAUCAUAAGAAAUCGAGACCGCAUCGCAGAAAGGUAAAACAGUUGGAAAGCGGUGAAAAACCCUAUACCAUAGAAGAAUCUGAGAGAGCAGGUAAUAUGGGUAGUUACACAUAA
This is a messenger RNA of Dimorphilus gyrociliatus, 360 nucleotides long. Lineage: Eukaryota; Metazoa; Annelida; Polychaeta; Dinophilidae. The record is from the annotation of a GenBank genome assembly.